GCGUGCCUUGGCCUAGUCGCUCUUUCAUGAUACCCAACGUCAAGCUAGACAAAUUUGUCUCUAAUACCACUAACCUACAACGCCCAGCUCCUCCUAGGCCUGUUCCAACCAAUUCUCGAAAAUUCAAUUCCCGUGAUGCCCGCAAUCGCCCAAAGGAUACUCCACUGCCAUCCCCAAACAGAUCAACCAGCUCAUCCUUAAUAUCAAACCCUGAAUUUCCCCCUUCUGGUCCAGCUCAUUAUGCCGCUCGUCGGGCUCUCUGGCUCACUCCCACGAAAGUCCAUCACCGCUCUCCUCCAUCCUCGUCUCGUCAGAGAUUAGAGCAGCUUCUUAGUGAGCCAGGUGCCGUCAAUAAUGAACAAGCUUGGAAGGAUGGGAUUGAGAAAGUCUGGAAGGGUCUUGUAAAUGGCGGUCGUUUGAAACGCAGCCUUCCCCUAACUCUCGUAAUUAAAGUCAUCCACGCUGGUUGGCUCAGAGAUCCUGAUACUUGGCCUUCUGGCGCAGUAGCCCCAGAUUCAGAUCAGGAUCCUGCAGCAGACCAGCCUGGACAUUCACCAGUGCCUCCAGUUACCAUGAACCUUAACUCUCCCAAUACUACCUCUCAGGGAGUGCCAACUGAAGUCAAUGAAAUAAACCCUUCUGGACUUGUAAUAGCUGCAACCUAAGUGUACGAGUGUUGUAUCUUGGAAUGAAUCGCUUCAUGUAUUACCCACUCUUCG
Molecule: messenger RNA, 719 nt
Organism: Suillus subalutaceus
Lineage: Eukaryota; Fungi; Basidiomycota; Agaricomycetes; Boletales; Suillaceae
Exons: 3
Coding region: 27-665 (212 amino acids)
Source: RefSeq, a predicted model, not a curated record